Messenger RNA from Penicillium antarcticum, 531 nucleotides. RefSeq names its product gamma-glutamylcyclotransferase family protein. Lineage: Eukaryota; Fungi; Ascomycota; Eurotiomycetes; Eurotiales; Aspergillaceae. The record is from RefSeq and is a predicted model, not a curated record. Bases 1 to 531 code for a protein of 176 amino acids. The transcript has a single exon.
AUGCCUGAAGAUCCAAGCUCGAAAGUCUCGCCGUUCGUCAUGAAGCUGAGGUCUGCUCCGCCUGGCUAUUUCUUCCGACCCGAAAGGCCACCACCUCAUACUGAUCCAUUCGUUGCACCCACCGGGCCUUAUUUCUUCUACGGCACCCUGUCUGAUCCCGCUAUGCUCCGCGAUGUCCUUAGCUUAGAAACUGUGCCACAACUUCGACCCGCCACCAUUACAGGCUACGAAUGCAAGCUAUGGGGCCAGUAUCCAGCUCUCCUAGAUGCCCCAGGAAACGUUGUUCAUGGGGCUGUCUAUCAUGUCGAGACAGAAGAGCAUGGGGAGAGGCUUGCCAGCUAUGAAACGGACAAUUAUCGGGCCGAUCCGUGUCGCAUCAAAUAUGCAGACGGGAAUGAGCCUGUGGAUGGCUUUGGUUAUGUUUUUAACUUUGUCGGCAAUAUCAAAGACUUGAGUGACGGCAUCUUUGAUCUAGGGACCUGGCUAAGGAGCGUGAAGAGGGUAGCUGACGACUCAUCAGAUGUUAAGUAG